GUGGACCUGAAUGUGUGUGGAUUUUUUUUUUUUUCGAGCGCGACUGUUUAAGUGUAGUUAAGUAUACACAAAUAUGUUGCAUGAGUGUUUUGUGCUUUGAAAGUGUUACUCUGCCACUAUGCGUGUUGUUUUCUGUGUUUGCGUGUGCGCGCCAGUGUAUUUGCACGCGAGUAUGUUUGAGGAAGCGUGUGCGAACGUGUGCGUCGCGUGGUUUGUGAAUGGGUUUGAGUUUAGUGUGUUGGCCUGUGUGAGUGAGAGUGCGCUGUGUGCGCGCGCGUGUCCCAGUGAUGGGAGAGGAGGAGUCCAGUUUCCCCUCACCGGGCGCGCCCCUCUCAAGCUUCCGAGGAUGUUCGACUUGGAGGAGGCACCUGCACCAUGAAGAGACGCUUGCCGGGAGGAGGCGGGGCCGCCAAAAAGUCCAACAACAACGAGCUCUUGCUCCUUCACGACGAGCCCUCGGAACCUCACGACAUCGUCGGCGCAGCUUCUGCUCGACUCUUCCAGAGGGAUGCGCGGGACUCGGUGGCACCGGAGUCUACCGCGCUAGGACGCCAAGCCGGCGGUAUGAUAUGCAACAAGAACGGAGACUGUCGAAGGGAGCCCACCAGCUCGGGGAGCCUGUCCUCACUCAUAUCCCGACAAGAGAAGCACUCCGAUGGGGGAGUAGAAGCGGCCGAGGGCGGGAAGGCUGCGAGCAUGGAUGGCCCCGCGGGGGCAGAGGGACCCGGGGCCGAGGUCAAGAGCCCCGCUGGUUCGGAGAAGAAAGACUCCCGGGUGUCUUUCUCCCACGCGCCCGGCGGUAGAGGGCACACCUCGGCUCAGCUGUCCAGGAAGUCGUCCGCGAAGGCGGUGUCGGCGGAGGACGGCUCCUUGAUCAUGGCCGACGCUGGCGAGUCCAACCGGAGCCAGACGUACAUGCAGCGGCAGUUCAGCUCCAUGUUGCAGCCAGGGGUCAACAAAUUCUCCCUGCGGAUGUUCGGCAGUCAGAAAGCGGUCGAGAAAGAGCAGGAGAGGGUCAAGUCGGCGGGCAACUGGAUCAUACAUCCGUACAGCGACUUCAGGUUCUACUGGGACUUCACCAUGCUGCUGUUCAUGGUGGGCAACCUCAUCAUCAUCCCCGUGGGCAUCACCUUCUUCAAGGAUGAGACCACCACGCCGUGGAUCAUCUUCAACGUGGUGUCCGACACCUUCUUCCUCAUGGACCUGGUGCUCAACUUCCGCACCGGCAUCGUGUUCGAGGACAACACCGAGAUCAUCCUGGACCCCAACAAGAUCAAAAAGAAGUACCUGCAGAGCUGGUUCGUGGUGGACUUUGUCUCCUCCAUCCCGGUGGAUUACAUUUUCCUCAUUGUGGAGAAGGGCAUCGACUCUGAAGUGUACAAGACGGCGCGGGCGCUCCGUAUCGUGCGCUUCACCAAAAUCCUCAGCCUCCUGCGCCUGCUCCGGCUCUCUAGACUCAUCCGUUACAUCCACCAGUGGGAGGAGAUCUUCCACAUGACGUAUGACCUGGCCAGUGCCGUGAUGCGGAUAUUCAACCUGAUCGGCAUGAUGCUGCUGCUGUGUCACUGGGAUGGCUGCCUGCAGUUCCUGGUGCCCAUGCUGCAGGACUUUCCCUCCGAUUGCUGGGUUUCCCUCAACAAGAUGGUGAACGACACGUGGAGCGAGCUCUACUCCUUCGCCCUCUUCAAGGCCAUGAGUCACAUGUUGUGCAUCGGCUACGGACGCCAAGCCCCCGAGAGCAUGUCGGACAUUUGGCUCACCAUGCUCAGUAUGAUCGUAGGGGCCACUUGCUAUGCCAUGUUCAUCGGCCACGCCACUGCACUCAUCCAGUCUCUCGACUCGUCCAGGCGCCAGUACCAGGAGAAGUAUAAACAAGUGGAGCAGUACAUGUCGUUCCACAAGCUGCCGGCAGACUUCCGGCAGAAGAUCCACGACUACUACGAGCACAGAUACCAGGGCAAGAUGUUUGAUGAGGAGAGCAUUCUGGAGGAGCUUAAUGAGCCUCUCAGAGAGGAAAUCGUCAACUUCAACUGCCGUAAGCUCGUGGCCUCCAUGCCUCUGUUCGCCAACGCCGACCCCAACUUCGUGACGGCCAUGCUGACCAAGCUGCGCUUCGAGGUCUUCCAGCCGGCCGACUACGUAGUGCGCGAGGGCACGAUCGGGAAAAAGAUGUACUUCAUCCAGCACGGCGUGGUCACCGUCCUCACCAAAGGCAGCGUGGGCAUGAAGCUUGUCGACGGAUCCUACUUUGGAGAGAUCUGUCUGCUGACCCGCGGUCGACGGACAGCCAGCGUGCGGUCGGACACGUACUGCCGCCUGUACUCGCUCUCUGUGGACAACUUCAACGAGGUCUUGGAGGAGUAUCCCAUGAUGAGGCGCGCCUUUGAGACGGUCGCCAUCGACAGGCUGGACAGGAUAGGCAAGAAGAAUUCCAUCCUGAUGCACAAAGUUCAGCACGACCUCAACUCCGGCGUGUUCAACAACCGCGAGAACGAGAUGAUCCAGGAGAUCGUCAAAUACGAUCGCGAGAUGGUUCAACAGGUGGACGUGCCGCGACCGCAGCCCUCGUCCGUAACGCCGCCCCUGCGCUCCGGGGUUUUUACUCCGCCGGGUUCCUCUCAACAGCCGCAAAGUUCCGCUGUCGCCACCUUGCAGCAGGCAGUAGCCAUGAGCCUUUGCCCACCCGUGCAAGGGAACUCGGUGGGGGGUGGGACAUUGCAGUCUCCCAGGAUGAUGAGGAGAUUCCAGGUGUUGCAGAAUGUAUCCACCCCUGGCUCACCGUUGCAGUCACAGCUCCUUGCUUCCGGUGCCUUUGCCUCAGUCAUGUCCAGCCCCACUGUCCAGAGCCCCCCUUACGGAUCCAGCAUGCUGGCUGGUCCCGCGACCGGCUCCCAACUGUCUUUGGUCCAGCAGCGACACAGCACGCAUAAGAGCACGCAUUCCUUGCCAAUGGGGAGUCUCAACCAAGACACCAGGGCUCUGUCGGCCUCUCAACCCUUGUUGCCGCACGAGGGGAUGCACCCGGGUGCCCCGAGUCCACCCCCUUCCACGCGGGUCUCCUCCACUUCCAUCGGACCAGUUCAGACCCCGUCGGGUAACGCAAGUGUCUGCAGUGCGAUACCGCAUAGGAUUGUGCUACCCCACCAGCUUUCAGUGGGAGCCUUCGGGACGGGAGGAGGUUUCGCCGUGGGAACACCCGUCGGGGACUUGGUACGGCCCAAAAAGGACUCCAUCGCGAGCCUUCCAGAGACGGAGCACAUCAAAGUACGAUCCCGGUUAUCCUCGAAUUUGUGAUCAUACCGAAAGCCUUUUUGGACUUCACGAGGGGCUUGACAUGAGGAAUAUGAGGAAACGGAGGUGCGCCAGCGGGACUGCAUGAAUGUAUGCAAUGAUUGACUGGCGGAAGUCGACUCUGAGACAGUAUUUAACUUUAGACACUUUUGCAUUGAGUUGUUUCUACUCACAGAUAUAAAACUAAAUGCACAGAAUGAUAGCGUAGCAUAAGCGCACCCACCCACAUUUGCCUCCUUUGCGUAAGGUAAGUUCACAAUGCACUGUAUGCCUCAAUAUCCUUGUAUCCACUUUGUUUGACUGAGGACUGGAAUAAGAACAGGAACUUGCGUCUGAGUUUCUGAUUCACAACGCUAGCUUUAAACACCGUGCUAUAAUAGAGACGUGUGUCAUUAGCAUCCAUUACAGAGCUCAGUCUUCUAGGCUCAAAUGUACGAUGGUAGACUGACUAAUUCUUCUGUGCCGCAUCGAAGUGUCGUAUCUGAAGUUCGAUCGUAUUGUAAAGUUUUGGCACACAACAAAGCAAAAAGUUGACUGAACAAUCGCUCCUAACUCAGAAAUUGGUGCACUCAUCAAGGCACUUUAGCAAUCAACAAAAGCCAGAGCAGUUCUUAAUCCAAUCUGACUUUGGGCAAGAAGUAGAGUACAGCCAGGACUGGUUGCCAGCCAAUUACAGGGCAUCGUUCUUACCCCCCAAAAACAAAAUACCAAAACUUAAUCUAAUCCACCCCUGCGUCGAUUUAGGCUGUGACUCACGCCAGACUUGUACUGGGCAAGAAAACAGAGCCUCAAUUAUUUUGUCUCUAAAAUUCAGUGGAUCCUCUGAGAUCAACCAUGUGGAAUUCAACCGCAUGCUUUUUUUUUGGACCCUUAAUCCCCCCAAAAAUGCAUUUUGCAGUUCAUUUCAUCCAUUCUGAUGAGCUGUCAACAUAUAAAACUAUCAUUAAAGCAUAUUAUUAAAAAUCAGUCAAUUGCCUAAAGUGGACCCGCCGUCAUAGCUUGUGCAAUGUAAACACAGUUUGGAUCAACGGCCAAGUGCUUCGGGCUUUGAGUGGCGGCUCACCCGUGCCCUCAAAGCCCCAAUAAGGGUUCAUCGGAUGCCACCGAUUUGUGUCCAAGCUCUCGCUGUCUCUCAAUGGAAUGGGACAUUCCAUUCAGCUCAUCUCCUUAAUGCCGGCUGCGCCAUUACCGCCUAAUGACAGUAGAAAAUGGAAUCCCUCGGGUCUGAUAGGGACUCUUAUUAAUUCCCCUUACACUGGAAUUCAUUAUUCUGCGCCAAUAAUGAUUUCUUUCCCCCCAAUGAUGAUGAUGACACUUUUCAUUUUGUUCACUUUGCGUACUGUAUCUGGAGACUUUCAAAGCGUUUUAUUUGAAGCAGCAUUUUUUUUUUCAGGUCAGUUGUGUUUUUGUUUAUGCCUGAACAAUGCUUUGGUGGAACCUAUUUUUGGGUGCUUAAAAUUACACUGGAAAGCUUUUUUAUUUUACUAAAUGAUUUAAUCAGAUGCAAGCAGGCUUUGGUAGAUGAUUUUUUUUUCUUUUUUUUUUGCGCUGAUUCCAAAUAUGCGGCAUGGCUCAGUGGUGGAGUGGUCGUCUCCCCAACCCAGAGGUUGGAGGUUUGAUACCUGGCCAUUGCGACCUUGUCGAAGUGUCCUUGAGCAAGCUACUGAUCCGAAGCAUUUUACGUAACACUAAAGAAGACUCGAAAUUGUCCAUAGGUGUGAAUGGCAGUGCCAACGCUUAUUUUUUACGUGCCCUAUGAUUGACUGGUGACCAGUCCAGAGUGUAUCCCACUUCUAGCACAGCCAGGAGCUCAGCUGCACCCGAAAUGAGGACAAGCGCCACAAAAAAAAGUUAAAAAUGGACAGAUGGACGAUACAGUACUGAGAAUGUGGUGCAAUAAGAAACCGGGUUGGAUUGUAAAAGGAAUACAAAUUGUGAAAUCCAAAUAUCUCCGACAAUAAAUCAAAAUCAAUAUUCACAAUCGGGCUGCUGAGAACUAUAGGCUAACUCCAUAUUUUUGUCUUUUUUGUUUUUUGCUUUUUUUUACGUGGAGUGCAGAAAUGAACAGCAGAUGAAUAUUCGUCGAUUCAACACUUUUUUUUUCCCUAAUUCCUUAGUGCAACGCUAGGUUGCUCGUGAAUAUCUAGCUAGCAUUUCUCUUUACUUUUCCACCGCAGCAAUAUAACAAGUACAUUUUCGAACUGUUGGACCAAGGGCAGCCAUGAUGCAAAGUGUUUUUUUCCAUACAGGGAGAUUUCUUAUUGCAGUGAACUGGAAGUAGAUGUGAUUUACUUCGAGCUUCUUUGAUUAGCGUAUCCACUCUGCAAGUCCAAAACAAACUGUGCAUACCUACAUAGUGCCUAGCAUUAUACUGUUGUCUCCACAUAAUAUAUUCUUUGUGUGUGUGUGGCUGUCCAAUAUUUGUCCCUUAUACUCCACAUUUCAAUGCAAUAGAAUAAGAAUAAAACACAGUAUAGUUGAGUACAGUCAGUGUGAUUUCUAAUGCUUCCUGUUCCAGGAACUCGAUUUUUUGCAUGUCGGAAAAGCACCGCCCCCAAAA
Messenger RNA from Hippocampus comes (tiger tail seahorse), 5851 nucleotides. It is a transcript of the gene hcn2b, whose product is annotated as hyperpolarization activated cyclic nucleotide-gated potassium channel 2b. The transcript has 8 exons. Gene Ontology annotation, molecular function: voltage-gated potassium channel activity. The record is from RefSeq and is a predicted model, not a curated record. Gene Ontology annotation, cellular component: HCN channel complex; membrane; axon. NCBI's taxonomy places the organism in Eukaryota, Metazoa, Chordata, Actinopteri, Syngnathiformes, Syngnathidae. Bases 376 to 3294 code for a protein of 972 amino acids. Gene Ontology annotation, biological process: sodium ion transmembrane transport; potassium ion transmembrane transport; regulation of membrane depolarization.